Sapajus apella (tufted capuchin) is the source of this 3651-nucleotide messenger RNA. RefSeq names its product poly(A) binding protein cytoplasmic 1 like (gene PABPC1L). Gene Ontology annotation, molecular function: poly(A) binding; poly(U) RNA binding; mRNA 3'-UTR binding. NCBI's taxonomy places the organism in Eukaryota, Metazoa, Chordata, Mammalia, Primates, Cebidae. The coding region runs from base 1596 to 3455 and encodes 619 amino acids. The transcript has 15 exons. Gene Ontology annotation, cellular component: cytosol; nucleus; ribonucleoprotein complex. The record is from RefSeq and is a predicted model, not a curated record.
AUUGAUGUGUCACCACCACCUCUGUUGCUACCAGACCUAGCUAACUAUCCUGAUCACACUCAUUUUUGGCUCUUUUCUUUAAAAAUAGGUAAACAGUUUUAUUUCAUUAUUUAGAACCAGACGUCAAGGUGUUAUAAAGGGGAAGAAACUACCAUUCAUUAAACAGCCUCUUUCCACUCGUCUCUUGAUCUCUGUCUGCCUUCUGCAACAAACCAUGCAGGUGUUAGGUCCUCUUUAGUGACUUCUGAGAUUUGGUAUGGGCAGUUAUUUUGCAUUGUAUUCAAUCCCCUACCCCUUCCCCAUUUUUCAACCCUGGUGUAAUAAGCCAGUGAAACGUAACCUGUGGUUGCAUAAGGCUUGGUUAUCAGCAAGCUGCUGUCUUGCCUGUCUUCACACUGCAUGGUGGCCUGCAGAGCUGGUUCCUCACGGGAUUUGCCCCUUCUGAAAACAUCCAUACUACCACAAGGAGAGAAAAAAAAUCAGGAUAGAAGGGUCAUUUUUAGCCCGAGAUUAGAAUUGGUGCUUCCUUGCUACUCUGAGGCUGGGCAGCCAGAUGGGCUCCUUCUGUGCUUAGUUUGGGUGCUGUUCCACAUAUUGAAGCCACACACGGAGGUCAGUGGGGGCCUAUCUACUUUGUUGCAUCAAUGAGACCAGGAAAGUCCUCUAUCAGAGGGAAACAAAUAUUGGUGCACAAUGGAGUAGUUGUUUUUAACGUCCUUAUACCACAGAUAGAUUGAGGCUGCAAGCGCAGAUCGACAGUGUGUUCCAUUUAGGUCUUGUUCUGCUAUUAGGUCCCAACUGUCCCCAUUGAGGCUGAGUCACAAGUAACUCGGUGAACCUCCCUGGUGUAAUGGAUGUGUAAUGGCUUCGGGGCACAGAGAAUAUCCCGGGAAGAGGUCUUGGUAAUAUGAGCCAUUACCAAGAAAGGUCUUACUGGUCCCCAGUUCUCACAAGGAUCCUCCAGUCCGUCUGAAAGUCAUUUCCGGUAGGACUGGAUCUGGCUCUGGUGCAAGAAAUCUUCAGUGGAGCAGGAUAAAAUUCUCUACACGAGCUUUGAAACAGUGCUUUUUGCGUUUCACAUACAAACAGUUCCGAAUUCCGUUUGUAUGUGAAAAGCAAAAAGCACGGUCUGGGUCUCCUUUCAUCCUUGUCAGGAGGGAGUCGUUCCCAUUUUACAGAGAAGAGAAACGGGUUCACAAAGACGAUGACCUAGGGUUAGAACCCAGUCCCCUGCGUCCUUUCCGUCCCAGUCCUCGGUCCUUUCAAAACUGCGGGGGUUUUGAGAGCUCCACUCAAGCCCACGUAGCCAUGCUCAAGGUCAGGUUGAAGGCUUUGCCCGCCUCCCAGGGCGGGGUCAGAGGUAUCCCCACCUGUAGCUUUUAGAUCCCCAAGCGCUCGCAGGUGGGGUGCGGGCCCAGGAGGGAUCCUGGGGUGGGGCGCCCGAGCGCGCCCACGAUUGGUGCUCAGGGGACCAGGGGGCGGUAAAGGGAAGGGGCGGGCCCGCGCCCGAGAGGGAAGGCUCCGGCCCGGGUGAGCGUGGGGCCGCUGGAUGACCCGGCUCCUGCUUGCUCUGCAGCCCCGGCCUCUUGCCCACCAUGAACGCCAGCGGCUCGGGCUACCCGCUUGCCUCGCUCUACGUGGGCGAUCUGCACCCCGACGUGACUGAGGCAAUGCUCUACGAGAAGUUCUCUCCCACCGGCUCCAUCCUGUCCAUCCGCGUGUGUCGCGAUGUGGCCACCCGGCGCUCGCUGGGCUACGCCUACAUCAACUUCCAGCAGCCCGCCGACGCGGAGCGGGCACUGGACACAAUGAACUUUGAGAUGCUCAAAGGCCAGCCUAUUCGCCUCAUGUGGUCCCAAAGAGACCCAGGACUUCGCAAGUCAGGUGUGGGCAACAUCUUCAUCAAGAACCUGGAGGACUCCAUUGACAACAAGGCCUUGUAUGAUACCUUCUCCACCUUUGGGAACAUCCUCUCUUGCAAGGUGGCGUGUGACGAGCAUGGCUCCCGCGGUUUCGGCUUCGUUCAUUUUGAGACCCAUGAGGCCGCACAGCAGGCCAUCAACACCAUGAACGGGAUGCUGCUGAAUGACCGCAAAGUCUUUGUGGGCCACUUCAAGUCUCGACGGGAGCGGGCGGCGGAGCUGGGAGCGCGAGCCCUGGAGUUCACCAACAUCUACGUGAAGAACCUCCCGGCGGAUGUGGACGAGCAAGGCCUGCAGGACCUCUUCUCCCAGUUUGGGAAGAUGCUGAGUGUGAAGGUGAUGAGGGACAACAGCGGCCGCUCGCGGGGCUUUGGCUUUGUCAACUUUGAGAAGCACGAGGAAGCCCAGAAGGCUGUGGUCCAUAUGAAUGGGAAGGAGGUGAGCGGGCGGCUGCUGUAUGCGAGCCGGGCCCAGAAGCGCGUGGAGCGGCAGAAUGAACUGAAGCGCAGGUUUGAGCAGAUGAAGCAGGACCGGCUGAGCCGUUACCAGGGCGUGAACUUGUACGUGAAGAACCUGGAUGACUCCAUUGAUGACGACAAACUGAGGAAAGAGUUCUCUCCCUAUGGAGUGAUUACCAGUGCGAAGGUGAUGACAGAGGGUAGCCACAGCAAGGGGUUUGGCUUUGUGUGUUUUUCCUCCCCAGAAGAGGCGACAAAGGCCGUGACAGAGAUGAACGGGCGCCUCGUGGGCACCAAGCCACUCUACGUGGCACUGGCCCAGCGCAAAGAGGAGCGGAAGGCCAUCUUGACCAACCAGUACAUGCAGCGCCUCUCCACCAUGCGGACCCUGAGCAACCCCCUCUUGGGCUCCUUUCAGCAGCCCUCCAGCUACUUCCUGCCUGCCGUGCCCCAGCCUCCAGCCCCGGCUUCGUACUAUGGCUGUGGCCCAGUGACACCCACCCAGCCUGCCCCCAGGUGGACGUCCCAGCCACCUAGACCUUCCUCUGCCUACCCUCCAGGUGCCUCGAUGGUUCGGCCCCCAGUGAUGCCUCGGUGCCCCCCAGCCCACAUCAGCGGUGUCAGGCAGGCCUCCACCCAGGUGCCACGCACGGUGCCCCACACCCAGAGAGUAGCCAACAUUGGUACUCAGACCACAGGACCCAGUGGGGUAGGAUGCUGCACGCCAGGCCGGCCUCUCCUGCCGUACAAGUGUCCCUCAGCAGCACACAGCACCGAUCAGGUCCAGGAGCCGGCUGUGCACAUCCCCGGACAUGAGCCCCUGACUGCGUCCAUGCUGGCUGCGGCACCCCUGCAUGAGCAAAAGCAGAUGAUUGGGGAGCGGCUCUACCCCCUCAUCCAUGAUGUCCACACCCAGCUGGCCGGCAAGAUCACGGGCAUGCUGCUGGAGAUUGACAACUCGGAGCUGCUGCUCAUGCUGGAGUCUCCAGAGUCCCUCCAUGCCAAGAUAGACGAGGCAGUGGCCGUGCUGCAGGCACACCAGGCUGUGGAGCAGCCGAAGGCGUUCAUGCAUUGAAACCAGAAAAGGAAAUCCUCGCUUCCAUGGCUGCCAGAAGGACAGUGUUUCUGGCUCUCAGCCCUAAGGCCCUGCAAACUCUAACUUAUUUCCCAAUUAGUGGUAUCAAUACUUGGGCCCUGUAUGCAAAUGAAGGUUGGUCAUCCAUCCAGCCUAUUGCCUUUUGCUUUGUGUAUUAAAAGUGCUGCAAAAUCUG